AGUCCAUCAGUCUUUGAUCCCAGGUUUUGGAAAACGGCAGCUGCUGACUGACUGCUCCCUCCUACCACGCUGAACAAACGCUAUAUUCAUCUGCACUAGUCUGCAGCCUGGACUCCCCCUAAGGAACUUCUGGGUACUUUUUCCUCGCAGUGGAACGUGCGUACACAAGAUUACUUGCGCCAAUGCAUAACGCAAACAGGCACACUGCCUGGUCCUUUAAGCCAACAAUGUGGAAGAUCUGCAGCGUCUAUUGUGCAUGGGGUUUGCUGCUACUGACCGGGAUCCGCGCUCAAUCUCAAAGAAGACAGGUCUUUACAUGUGGUGGGAACAUAACGGGAGAGUCCGGUAUAAUCGGUAGCCAGGGGUAUCCGGGAGUCUACCCACCGAAUACAAAAUGUGUCUGGAGAAUUACUGUCCCUGAGGGCAAAGUGGUUGUCUUCUCCUUCCGCUUCAUCGACCUGGAGAAUGACAACCUGUGUCGCUACGACUAUGUGGAUGUCUACAGCGGGCAUGCCAACGGACAGCGCCUUGGACGCUUCUGUGGGACUUUCAGACCUGGGGCGCUCGUCUCCACGGGCAACAAGAUGCUCGUCCAGAUGGUGUCUGAUGCAAACACCGCUGGGAGUGGCUUCCUGGCAGUUUACUCCGCCGCACACCCACAUGAGCGAGGAGACCAGUACUGUGGGGGUCGACUGGUGAAACCAUCCGGAACCUUUAAGACUCCAAAUUGGCCAGAAAAGGACUAUCCAGCUGGAGUCACUUGCUCAUGGCAUAUUGUGGCACCUAAAAACCAGAUCAUUGAGGUGAAGUUUGAGAAGUUUGAUUUGGAGAGGGACAACUACUGCCGCUAUGACUACGUGGCAAUCUUCAAUGGCGGAGAGAUCAACGAUGCAAAAAGGAUCGGUAAAUACUGUGGCGAUAGCCCUCCUGCUCCGGUGUACUCAGACGGGAAUCAGCUGCUCAUUCAGUUCCUAUCAGACCUGAGUUUGACCGCAGAUGGAUUUAUUGGCCACUAUAAGUUUAGGCCCAAGAAGUUUCUCACCACCACUCUGCCACCAAUCACCACUACACAGCCUACUACAACAAGACCAAUACCUUUGAAGUACUCUGCAGCGCUCUGUCAGCAGAAAUGCAAGAGGAAGGGAACCCCUGAAAGCCAUUACUGUUCCAGCAAUUUUGUUGUCACGGGAACAGUCAUCACUGCGGCAACACGUGGGGGGAGUAUGUACGCCACCAUUUCCAUCAUCAACGUCUACAAAGAGGGCAACCUGGCCAUUCAGCAGGCCGGCCGAACCAUGAGCACCAAGGUGGUCAUCCUGUGUAAGAGGUGCCCAUUUGUCAAACGAGGCUUGAGCUACAUCUUCAUGGGCGAGGUGGACGACGAUGGCCGCGGCAAGAUCGCCCCGCACCACUUCGUCAUGGCCUUUAAAGCCAAGAACCAGCGGGCCUUCAACGCGCUGAAGACCAAACGUUGCUGAGGAUGACCGUCGGUUCCCCCUCUGCCUCUUCCCUGGUCCUCACCCCCCACACACACACACACCAACCUGCACGGCUCACGCCGACUGAUAGUUCUCCAGCAUGUCAAAGCUCCCACCUACUGCUCUUCAUGGGAGGCGGAGAACUGUUUCCAAGCCCUCUGGAUGGAAUCAGAGCUUUCAUUUCACCUGUCUGUUGUUGUUUGACUCUAUCCUGCCACCCCUUGUAUUGCUUGUUGGGCUUUUGAAGAGCCAGCAGGACCCGUGGUCUAAAAUAGGAUGUUCAAAGAGGACAAGAGAAAGACUGAUGAUGGGGGAGGAUCUUCUGGGAGGAACAAGUGAGAUGUGGGUAUAGUCUUAUGCUGACACACUGUUUACAAGAUACUCUUGGUUUGUUGAGUUCAUUGAGGAUGGGGAGCAUCUAAUGUGGUGACACAAGUGCAAUAACUUUGUAGCAUCCUUUUGCAACGAUAUGGCAUCAUGCAAGAAUAAUGUUUGAUUCUGUUGUUAGUUGCCUGAAUCUUUAAUCAUGAAUGAAAAAGCACUCUCUAUUUUUUUUGACCAGCUUGUUUUUUCCCUCCAUCAAAAAUGAAAAUGUUUAUGGACCCUUUCAAGAGAGUUCCAUUAUCAGCAUCAUAGUUGGCCCCACAAGACUUCCUUUUUAACAUUCCAUAUGUUAUCUUAAUGCAGGAGGAAGUAGAUCGGGGCCCAAAUAGAACGUUCAAGCAUUGUUUUUGUUUUUAUUGAUGAAAGGGUCUAUAACGACAGUGCCAAUAUGAAAUAAGCAAAAUGAGAUAUUUUCAUAUGAAACAGUUCUUAGUCACAUGUUAAUUUAUAUUUAAUUGUUUUGUGAGAGAAUAAUAAAAGUCAUGAUCGAA
Molecule: messenger RNA, 2353 nt
Organism: Alosa alosa (allis shad)
Lineage: Eukaryota; Metazoa; Chordata; Actinopteri; Clupeiformes; Clupeidae
Gene: pcolce2b
Product: procollagen C-endopeptidase enhancer 2b
Exons: 9
Coding region: 183-1478 (431 amino acids)
Molecular function (GO): protein binding
Source: RefSeq, a predicted model, not a curated record